AUGGACCUAGUUCACCUGCAGUUACCUGGGCACCCACAGUUACAAAAGUGGAAACACACGCGAAAGAAGCCAUACAAGUGCGAUGUCUGUCCUGUGGGGUUCAACUGCAGCAGUCAUCUACUUGUUCACAAGGGGACGCACACCGGUGAGAAGCCAUACAAGUGUGAUGUCUGCCCUGCGGAGUUCAGCCGGAACCAGUAUCUACAGGAUCACAAGAGGACACACGCGGGUGAGAAACCAUACAAGUGUGAUGUCCACCCUGCAGAGUUCAUUCGGAAAAUGGACAUGCAGCCUCACAAGAGCCGAAACGGGUCUCUACGGGAUCACAAGAGGACGCAAGCGGGUGAGAAACCAUAUGAGUGUGGUCUCUGUCCUCCAGUGUUCAUUUACAGCAUAGACUUGAAGCGUCAGAAGAGGACGCACAUCGGUGAGAAGCCUUACAUGCCUUAA
Molecule: messenger RNA, 450 nt
Organism: Ornithodoros turicata
Lineage: Eukaryota; Metazoa; Arthropoda; Arachnida; Ixodida; Argasidae
Product: zinc finger protein 233-like
Exons: 2
Coding region: 1-450 (149 amino acids)
Biological process (GO): regulation of transcription by RNA polymerase II
Molecular function (GO): DNA-binding transcription factor activity, RNA polymerase II-specific; RNA polymerase II cis-regulatory region sequence-specific DNA binding
Source: RefSeq, a predicted model, not a curated record